AUGUGGUUUAGCUGCUGUAGAUUGAUCAGGUCUACGUCAUCCAGGUUUACUGCUGCUGGGUUUCAAGAUGUCUUCAUUAACAACUGUGAUGUUUCCGGAAGAUUUAUUAUUGGGAGGGCGAUGGCAACAAACAGGAGCGGAGCGGCACAAAGGCCAAAUGGAGCUCCACAGACCAAGGUGUGCCAGUUCAAACUGGUACUUCUGGGCGAGUCAGCAGUGGGCAAGUCGUCGCUAGUCCUGCGCUUUGUGAAGGGCCAGUUCCACGAAUACCAGGAGAGUACGAUCGGCGCCGCGUUCCUCACGCAGACUGUUUGCCUUGAUGACAUCACUGUUAAAUUUGAGAUUUGGGAUACAGCGGGACAGGAGAGGUAA
This is a messenger RNA of Parnassius apollo (apollo), 372 nucleotides long. Lineage: Eukaryota; Metazoa; Arthropoda; Insecta; Lepidoptera; Papilionidae. The record is from the annotation of a GenBank genome assembly.